AUGGGCAUGUGCUUCGAGCCCUCUGUGGGGUGCAACCCAGGCCAGAGGUUCGGAGAGUACAUUGCGAGGAACAUCCGGCACGAAAAGGGCAUCUGCACGACGACAGUCGAGUUCACUUGCUGUACAAAGUGA
This is a messenger RNA of Colletotrichum paranaense, 132 nucleotides long. RefSeq lists its product as uncharacterized. Bases 1 to 132 code for a protein of 43 amino acids. The transcript has 2 exons. NCBI's taxonomy places the organism in Eukaryota, Fungi, Ascomycota, Sordariomycetes, Glomerellales, Glomerellaceae. The record is from RefSeq and is a predicted model, not a curated record.